AUGGCUUCCAACUCAAUGCGCAGUACUUCCCCGAGCUCUGACUCAUCAUGGACAGCUAAACAAGACAAGAAAUUCGAAGUGGCGUUGGCUACAUACGACAAGGACACUUCUGACCGUUGGCAAAACAUUGCAAGAGCAGUUGGUGGAAAAUCGGCGUGA
This is a messenger RNA of Arabis nemorensis, 159 nucleotides long. NCBI's taxonomy places the organism in Eukaryota, Viridiplantae, Streptophyta, Magnoliopsida, Brassicales, Brassicaceae. The record is from the annotation of a GenBank genome assembly.